CAUGCUGUCACGAUAUAUAAGCUACUAUUACUGCCCACGUAACUGACAGUAUCGUUUUGUUACGUGACACAAGCACAAAACAUGGCCAGCAUUACCGAAAUGGAGGCUGAGGCCCCUCACAACAACUUCGACACUAUCCUCAUUCUCGACUUUGGUUCGCAGACGAGCCACCUCAUCCUGAGACGCCUGUGUGCCCUCAAGGUGUACGCUGAGAUGCUGCCAUGUACCACGAAGCUGGCGGAUCUCCCCUUUAAACCGAAGGGUAUUGUGCUUUCUGGAGGGCCCUUGUCUGUCUAUGAUCAGGGCGCGCCCCAUGUUGACCCUGCUGUCUUUGAUCUUGGUGUCCUAAUUCUGGGCAUUUGCUACGGUUGCCAGGAGCUUGCUUAGAGGAUUAACUCCGAGAACGUCGCCUGUGGUGCAGCCUGAGAGUACAGUUACGCUAAUGUUACUGUUGGCAUAUGGGUGAUGCGGCCGGAGGCGGUGGGUCACGUGACACACCGCCUACCGGCAGAAUCCCUUACCCUUGCCUAUACGCAAGGGUGCUACUACACUUGUGC
Molecule: messenger RNA, 557 nt
Organism: Colletotrichum navitas
Lineage: Eukaryota; Fungi; Ascomycota; Sordariomycetes; Glomerellales; Glomerellaceae
Product: class I glutamine amidotransferase-like protein
Exons: 1
Coding region: 82-387 (101 amino acids)
Biological process (GO): GMP biosynthetic process
Cellular component (GO): cytosol
Molecular function (GO): GMP synthase activity
Source: RefSeq, a predicted model, not a curated record